AUGAAUAGCCAAUACAUACGUCAUGAAGUGCGGGGAUGCGAAACUAGUGACCUGAGGAACUUCUGGGAAAAGACUAUUGAACAACAAACUCGAUAUCUGCAAAUUGAACAAGAACGUCAGCGAAGAAGUGCUCUGACCAAGCUCAGAAAUGAAUGGAUGGAGAGGCUGGAAAAAAGGAUAAAGAUGCUGAGAACCCAACCUGAUGACUCAUCCAGCUGA
Molecule: messenger RNA, 219 nt
Organism: Apus apus (common swift)
Lineage: Eukaryota; Metazoa; Chordata; Aves; Apodiformes; Apodidae
Product: protein FAM240B-like
Exons: 2
Coding region: 1-219 (72 amino acids)
Source: RefSeq, a predicted model, not a curated record